UUAAAGCCACGGUUCUGGGGUGCAGCGGGCCAUGAGUGCACUAUGGAUUGCCAUGUUGUGGCCGUGGAGGUGAAGCCACCCUUGGGAAACUAUGCCGUGGUGUCAGCCUCUGGAUUGUUGCUUUGCUGGCCUGAGAGGCCUUUGAUCCUCACCAGCUGCCUCAUUAAACAAGGCAGUCAGCUGGCUGUGACUUUGCCCAAUGGUCUGGUGGUCGAAGCUCAGCUGGUGGCCUCUGCACGUUUGGGCGCCUCCUCGGAGGCUUUUCGCAGCUUGGCGUCCCGUGGCUGGCGCUGUGGCAACAAACUCUUUGAUAUCUCGAUGACCAGUGCGCUACAACUCACUUUGUUGCGGCCGAGUUCGAGCCAGUUUGUGGCUGACCCCAGUUCGAGCAAAAAGAGCAAAAAGAGCAAAGAGAAGGCGUCGCUGUGGCUUUCCUUUUCGGAGCCCGUGGAGCAGUGGAUUGGACAGCGGGUGCUGUUGCACUCAGCGCCCUUCGGAGCAAGGGCUGGGAGCUUCUGGUCCCAGCUCAGGGUGGUGAUGCGAGGUGUGAUCUCCAACCUCUCGAGCCCUCCCGGGCUCAUUUUGACGGAUGCCCCUGGAGCUGAGAGCUCUGCUGGGGGAGCUUUGGUGCUAGAAGGCACCAACGAGGUCGUGGGACUGCUGGCGCCAACCCUAUGCGGCUCCUCAGGAGAAGCUGUAGCCCUUGGGAUUGUCAUCCCUAUGCCAGUUGUGCUUGACACCAUGCUGGAUGAUGCGGCAUGUCGUGCCCAACUUUGCCAUGAAGAUCUUGCCUCUUUGCCAAGUCCACCCAGCACAGUGAGUCUGCCCCCGAGUGAGGUGAGACAAGGCGUGGCCCUCUUGUGGCUGGACUCCGGCAGCUGGGCUUCUGCCAUCGUCUUGUCGAGUGAGGGGCACUUGCUGACCUGCGCACAUCUCUUGCUGGGCAACUCCUGGAUGGAGCUCCGUGCGGAGGGCAAGGGGCUGCAGCAACAGCCACGUGCGCCAUCGCGCUGCAGGGGGAGUUGCUUUGCAGAAGUCCAGGGCAAGAUUGUCUCCGUCACAUUUGAAGCGGACGUGCUGCGGAUCUUUGAUGGCUUCCUUGAUGCUGCUUUGCUCCGUGUGAGGCCCGAGAGGAGUGAGAAGGAGUACAAGUUCAACCCAGCGCUGUGGAACCAAAGGGCCGAUCCCCUCGAGGGCACCGAGGUCUGGGCUGUCGGACAUGGCCUUUUCGGCCCUGGAUGUCCGUGGAAGGGCCCUGCUGCGACUUCAGGCCUUCUCUGCAAAGUGGUGCGGGCCUCCUCAGGGCGGCGUGCCAUCCUUCAAAGUAGCGCAGCGGUACACCGCGGGUGUAGUGGCGGGGCCCUAGUGGCCAAUGGGCAGCUGUUAGGCAUGGUCACCACCAACGUCAAGCAACAGGAUGGAUUCGUCAUGCCGCGUGUGAACUUCAUCCUCCCCGUGGGCCUGCUAUCUCCUGUUUGUACAUAUUUGGAGAACCUGAAGGUUCUACCUGCGACGGAGGCACUGGCAAGAUUGACCGAGGAGCUCCGGCCCUCUGCGGCAGAUGAGGAGGAGCGCUCCUUCUGGCGCUUGGAUGUGGAGCGUUUGAAGCUACCCAGCCGCCGCUCGGGAAACGGCAUGCGUUGAAGCGGCUGGAGCUUUUGGAGAAAGAAGCGAAAGAGGAGGCCAGUCGGCAAGAUGCUCUCAAAGCAGAGACCCGUACGUCAUCAACUUCUGUGCGCUCCAAGCUGUGAGGAAAGGCUCGACCUUCAAUGCGCAUAAGCUAUAGCAUAUGUUUCACCUGCCAUGCCCUGGGCCGCAAGUGUGCGUGUUGAGGCUCUAGCCAUAAAUCUCAAAGGAUGAG
This is a messenger RNA of Durusdinium trenchii, 1861 nucleotides long. NCBI's taxonomy places the organism in Eukaryota, Dinophyceae, Suessiales, Symbiodiniaceae. The record is from the annotation of a GenBank genome assembly.